Molecule: messenger RNA, 3220 nt
Organism: Octopus bimaculoides (California two-spot octopus)
Lineage: Eukaryota; Metazoa; Mollusca; Cephalopoda; Octopoda; Octopodidae
Product: serine/threonine-protein kinase BRSK2
Biological process (GO): protein phosphorylation; intracellular signal transduction
Cellular component (GO): cytoplasm
Molecular function (GO): protein serine/threonine kinase activity; ATP binding
Source: RefSeq, a predicted model, not a curated record
GCCGCCUCCUCCGCCGCCGCCGCCGCCGCAGCAGCAGCAGCAGCCCGUACAGCAGUAGCAGCAGCCACAGCGGCAUCUUUAUGGCGCUCCACACCAAUCGAUUCUUUGACUACCUAAAUGUUGUUAAGUCUAAGCGAGCUGUCAUGAGAUAUGGCAUCCUGGUCAGGAGCUCUGCUUCUGACUAACAACGUUUGCCUUAUUUUCAUUUUUAUUUUUUUUCCUCUAGCACUGCUCCCUUAGGGCCCCCCCCCUUUUUUUGUACCCCUUUUCCUUUACGAGUAGUAGUAAGUAGUAAGAAUAAUUAAAAAAAAUAAUAAUAAUAAUAACCAUAUAAAAUCUGCAAAAAACAAAACCAAAAACAAGCCCAAAUAAACCCCCGUAUAUAUAUAUAUAAUCAAAAAGGGGAAAAGGAAAAAUUAUAUCCCUUGUAAGCUGCUAACCCCUAAAACAACAAGAAAACCCUACGAUCUCAUCAUUGGUAUUGAUUGGAAAAAAAAAAAGAAGCAAAAUUAACCAAACAACAACAAAAAUAAAAGCUGAUUUCAUUCCAAGAUGUCUCAUAGUCAGAAGGAGGAGCAGUACGUCGGACCAUACCGGUUGGAGAAGACACUAGGCAAAGGUCAAACAGGACUGGUAAAACUGGGAGUACAUUGCAUAACUGGCAAAAAAGUUGCCAUAAAAAUUGUAAAUAGGGAAAAAUUAAGUGAAUCUGUAUUAAUGAAGGUUGAAAGAGAAAUUGCAAUUAUGAAGUUGAUAGAACAUCCUCAUGUUUUGGGAUUGUAUGAUGUAUAUGAAAAUAAAAAAUAUUUAUACUUGGUAUUGGAACAUGUCUCAGGGGGAGAGCUUUUUGAUUACCUUGUGAAGAAGGGGCGUUUGACGCCUAAAGAAGCUCGGCGUUUCUUUAGACAGAUAAUAUCAGCAUUAGAUUUUUGUCAUAGUCACAAUAUAUGUCACAGAGAUUUAAAACCAGAAAAUUUGCUUUUAGAUGAAAAGAAUAAUAUUAGAGUCGCAGAUUUCGGAAUGGCAUCGUUACAAGUUGAAGGGUCAAUGCUGGAAACAAGCUGUGGGUCUCCUCACUAUGCUUGUCCAGAGGUCAUUCGGGGAGAAAAGUAUGAUGGCAGGAAAGCUGAUGUCUGGAGCUGUGGUGUGAUAUUAUAUGCACUUCUUGUGGGUGCCCUUCCAUUUGAUGAUGACAAUUUAAGAAAUUUAUUGGAAAAGGUUAAGAAAGGUGUCUUUCACAUUCCCCAUUUUGUGCCUCCUGAUUGUCAGAAUCUAUUACGAGGCAUGAUCGAAGUGGAUCCUGAAAAACGUUUAACGUUAGAAGAAAUUCAUCGGCAUCCAUGGGUAACAGCGUGGAAUAUAGUCGGCAGUAAGUAUCACAGAAGAAACCUCGCAAGACUGCAGAUAAAUCGUAGAUCACAAUUACUGUCUGCGAUUGGGGUGACAAGAGAUGUUCAAGGUCAAAUAGAAUUAGAGUUGCCAGUAGCCCAAGUAGUCCAGACUUCCAUUAUUCCCUCCGUAGAAGAUCUAGACCCAGAUGUUUUGUCAACUAUGAACUCUUUACAGUGCUUUAAAGAUAAAGAAAAACUUGUACAGGAAUUAUUAAGCUCAAAACACAAUACGGAGAAAGUUGUAUAUUUUUUGCUGUUAGAUAGAAAACUAAGAAAUCCUAGCAUAGAAGAUGACAUUGAAAUUAGAAGUCGGAACGAUGCAGAUCCUCCAAGAAAAAGAGUCGAUGCAGUUCAACUGAAUGGCUCUCAAAGCCGACUUUCAUUAGGCAGCAUCAGUGAAGGAUCCCCUGUUGCUUCUCGGAGGGCACUUGCCAUUCAGCAAGUGAGAAAAGCCAGUAUAACAGGAAGUCCUGGUUCAUCACCCCUAUCAAGUCCAAAGUUGUCUCAACGUGCUACACCAACUAAUAGCCCUACUAAUACUCCUCCAACAUCCCCAAGAAUCACCCCAGCACCAUGGAAAACUCGUCUUCAUACUAUUAAAAACAGUUUUCUGGGAUCUCCUCGCUUUCACAGACGCAAACUUCAAGGUAUUCCCUACCACAAUGGCCUUCUUUUUGAAAUGGAUCAGAUCUCAGUUCCCACGAGCGACGAUCUUGGUUGUACUCCUGAAUCCUCUCCUGAAAUGACAAAACGGUCAUGGUUUGGUGCUCUAAUGGGAACAGAGCGAGAAGAACAUCACUUUGUUAUUGUACGUGACAAACCCUUGAGUCAAGUGAAAGCAGAUUUAGUUCAUGCUUUCCUUUCAACUCCAGAUAUGAGUCAUAGUGUUGUCUCAACUACAACGUUCCGAGCAGAAUACAGGAGAUCCAGCAGUGCUUCCAUGUUUUCCCGUAAUGUUCGAUUUCAAGUGGAUAUCUCUCCCUCACCAGGUUAUGAGAAUAACGGAGAAUCCUACUGCUUGACAUUUACCCUGAUUUCAGGGCCAACUCGACGCUUUAAGAGAAUCUGUGAAUACAUUCAAGCUCUAUUACUGACUCCACGUGGAGAGAGAGAAAUAACUCGAAGAAUAAGCACUGACAGUUCUUCAUCAUAUUCAUCGGAAAUGUCACCUACCCAUAAUGCCAGUCCCCGAGAUACUACGGAAGAUGAGGUAACGAUAAUGAAAGUAGCUCGAAGCACUAUCAUGACUACUCCAUCAACUUUACGACCUGGAGAGAUGAUGAAAGAAGCUAGAAGUUCGAUCAUGAGUGGCUCAUCGACUUUAAAGCCAGGAGAGGUAAGACAACCAUGCAUCGACUGCAGUGCACUGAGCUAAUUUAAAUCAGUGUAUUGCUGCCUUUGCUGUAGUCACCUCAGAUGUUGUCUUGGAGGCUAUUUUUGUUUAUAAUUGACUUUAUCUUUCACUUUACUCCCAAAUUUUUUUAAUUCCACGCAUGAAUUUUGGACAUAGAGUGGAAGUUCAAUUAUAAACAACUGUUUUUCUCCCAAGACCCCUAAUAGAAUGUAGAAUUUAUUAGAACCACUUUCCCUUGAAACAGGUACUUCUGUUAUUCCUUGAAUGAUGAUGAAAAAAAAAAAAAGAAAUCAAUAAGAUGGUGGUAUAAAGGCGUGUGUAGUUGGUACAAAAUAUCUUUGCCUUUAUUUGGAAGCUGCUGAGUAAAACCAAUUGAAAAUAUUUAGUGAUGUUUAAUUGAUAUUUAUUAACAUCACUUGAAUAAUGUUUGGAAGAGUACUACACAUAUCGUUGUUUGGAAUGGGAAAUGAAACAA